CGCGGUGCGCCCGCGCCCGAGCAGUGGGGCCGGACCCUCCCGAGCCGGAGCGCGCCCAGGCCUGGGAUCUUCCCCUCUGGUUCUGUCGGUGACCCCGCUGCCCGGGCCUAACCCCAAGUCGAGGGCGCGCGGGCUAGCGGCCCGCCAGCCGGGGAAAUGUGAUAAGAGCCGUGCCGUUCACAGAAGGCAGUUUCUGAUGCAACUCUCGGCCUCUGCGAUCUCCUGUCCCCACGCCUGCCUGGCGACGGCCCUCGAGCAUCUUUGGAGUUGGACACCAUGCUGAGCCCGAGGAGGGGGCUGCAGGGGGCGAUGGCCCCGUGACCGGCCGCCGCUUCUCGCCUGUCUCGGUCCAGCCAGGCGGCCACCAGACACCCAGAGCCCCAGAAAACCCCCGACAGGUGCCGCGGCCCAGUCCACGCGAUUUGAAGACAUCAGGAAGGAACCGAUGGCUCUAGCGGGAGGCCCAGACUCCUUUCUGCACCAUCCAUACUACCAGGACCAGGUGGAGCAGACAUCUCCUCGCCGUCCUGGAGAUCUGGCGGGACCCAGCUUCCCGGCGCCGCCUGACCGGCUGGCGAAUCACCAAGAGGACGACGUGGACCUGGAGACGCUGGUGAACGACAUGGAUGCGUCCCUGGAGAGCCUGUGCGCGGCCACGGAGACGGCGCCCCUCCUGCACAACGGCCAGCAUCCCCGCGGCCGGCCCCCCGGAGCAAGGCCCCUGCAGGGGCAGGUGGCCCCGCGGCAGAGGCUGCAACGGUCCCAGCCCAUGCACAUCCUUGCCGUCAGGCGCCUGCAGCAGGAGGACCAGCAGUUGAGGACGUCGUCUCUGCCGGCCAUCCCCAACCCCUUCCCCGAGCUCUGCGGCCCCGGGAGCCCCCCUGCGCUCACGCCGGGCUCCUUACCUCCCGGCCCGGCUGCUGCGAAGCAGGAUGUUAAAGUCUUUAGCGAAGACGGGACGAGCAAAGUGGUGGAGAUUCUGGCGGACACGACAGCCAGGGACCUGUGCCAGUUGCUGGUUUACAGAAGUCACUGUGUGGACGACAACAGCUGGACGCUGGUGGAGCACCACCCACACCUGGGAUUAGAAAGGUGCCUGGAAGAUCAUGAGCUGGUGGUCCAGGUAGACAGCACCAUGGCAAGUGAAAGUAAAUUUUUAUUCAGGAAGAAUUAUGCAAAAUACGAGUUUUUCAAAAAUCCCACGAAUUUCUUCCCAGAACAGAUGGUUACCUGGUGCCAGCAGUCAAAUGGCAGUCAGACCCAGCUUUUGCAGAAUUUUUUAAACUCCAGUAGUUGUCCUGAGAUUCAAGGGUUUUUGCACGUGAAGGAGCUGGGUAGGAAGUCGUGGAAGAAGCUGUAUGUGUGUUUGCGGCGAUCCGGCCUCUACUGUUCCACAAAGGGAGCUUCAAAGGAGCCCAGACACUUGCAGCUGCUGGCCGGCCUGGAGGACAGCCGCGUCUUCUCCCUGAUGGCCGGCAGGAAGCAGUACGGAGCCCCCACGGACUACGGCUUCUGCAUAAAGCCAAACAGAGUCAGGAACGAGGCCAAGGAGCUGCGGUUGCUCUGUGCCGAGGACGAGCAGAGCCGGACGUGCUGGAUGACGGCCUUCAGGCUCCUCAAGUAUGGGAUGCUCCUUUACCAGAACUACAGAAUCCCUCAGCAGAGGAAGGCCGUGCUGUCCCCCUUCUCAACUCCAGUGCGCAGUGUCUCUGAGAACUCCCUCGUGGCCAUGGAUUUCUCUGGGCAAACGGGAAGAGUGAUCGAGAACCCGGCUGAGGCUCAGAGUGCCGCCCUGGAAGAAGGCCACGCCUGGAGGAAGCGAAGCACGCGAAUGAAUAUCCUUGGGAGCCAAAGCCCCCUCCACCCUUCCACCCUAAGCACAGUGAUUCACAGGACGCAGCACUGGUUUCACGGCAGGAUCUCCAGGGAGGAGUCACACCGGAUCAUUAAGCAGCAGGGGCUCGUGGAUGGGCUUUUUCUCCUCCGUGACAGCCAGAGUAAUCCAAAGGCAUUUGUCCUCACAUUGUGUCAUCAUCAGAAAAUUAAAAAUUUCCAGAUCUUACCUUGCGAGGAUGACGGGCAGACCUUCUUCAGCCUUGACGACGGGAACACCAAAUUCUCUGACCUGAUCCAGCUUGUGGACUUUUACCAGCUGAACAAAGGGGUCCUGCCUUGCAGACUGAAGCACCACUGCAUCCGCGUAGCCUUAUGACCUCAGGUCUACCCUGGCUGCAGGCUGGAGGACGCUGACACUGGAGUGAAGAGGUGUGUGCAUCGUUCAGAACACACGUCUGUCUGCACCUUGGGGCUCGGAGCAAGACGGCUGCGUUCGGCACCGACCGAACACGAUCGGCUGGUUGGUUGGACUUGACGAUGAUUUGCUGCUGCAGAUCCAGCAGGGCCGCGCCCCUCUCGCUGGCCUCCUCCGGGAGGUCGGAAGACAGCAGACUCGAGAAUAAACGGGAAUGAUGGUCUUGGCUGGGCCAUGGAGGAACACAAGCUGGAGAGAAGUGAUUGGAAAUGAACUCUCGCCCUGGAAUAAUCUUGACAAUUAAAACUGAUAUGUUUAC
Kogia breviceps (pygmy sperm whale) is the source of this 2570-nucleotide messenger RNA. RefSeq names its product growth factor receptor bound protein 10 (gene GRB10). The record is from RefSeq and is a predicted model, not a curated record. Gene Ontology annotation, molecular function: insulin receptor binding. Lineage: Eukaryota; Metazoa; Chordata; Mammalia; Artiodactyla; Physeteridae. Gene Ontology annotation, biological process: negative regulation of insulin receptor signaling pathway; negative regulation of Wnt signaling pathway; insulin receptor signaling pathway.